AGAUGUACUUUUGGUGUUUAGCAUUUCUUGCUGUUGUUCAUGUGGUCACAGCCUACCCAUCCGGUGCCCCCGCGGGUACGUGUACUACCCUAACACCGGGUCAUCGGGAUAACAACAAUACCAUGAUACAACCUCAAACUGGUCAAAGUCCCUACGUUAUCACCAUCGACAAAAAAAUGUACUCCCCAUCCGAAAUGCUCAAAGUCACAAUCACGGGCCAGUCUUUCAAGGGAAUUCUUCUCCAAGCUAGGCGAUCGUCAGACAACACUGUGAUUGGUACGUUCAGUGAUCCACCAGCAAACACCAAACCGCUAGAGUGUACCAGCGCUGGAGACAGUAUCACCCAUUCAUCAAGAGAUGAGAAAAGCUCGGGAACACAAUUCACAUGGACCGCCCCAAGUAGUGAUGUCGGUAACAUCACUUUUAUUGCGACUGUUGUUCAAGAGUACAAUGUCUUUUGGACGAAUCUUCUUUCUCAAGAGGUAUAUUCGGGAGCGACAAUGGUCAGCAUUAAUCCUGGAUUGAUCUUUACUCUAAUCUGCAUGAUCUUUCUUGCUACAAGACAAUGAUUAGUAGUUACACUACGAUGUUCUAUGUUUGCCGAUCAAUAACAUACCAAAACAUAACUGUUUUUUUUAAUUUCCGUAUAUAAAAUGACAAAUACAAAGUACAUUACCUACAAAAUACAUAAGGCAUGGAAUGAUAAGGUCUGAGAUAAAAUACAUGCAGUAAUAGUUAAUGGUAAGGUUAAAAAAGCAAAAUAUACAUCUGGUAGUCCAUAUUAUCAGCUGCAAUAUUAUAUUGCUGCUGGUCGUCUAUUGGACAUGUUGGUUUACUUGAAUAAUGGCUAUGAUUAUCACAAUGUAUAGGAAGUUGACCAUCAAACAUAAUAACUAAUAUUUGAAAAAGAAACCGACAAAUUCUACCCUUAAAAAGAAAGAGACAAAUCAUAUUCAUCGCCAUAAUUUCAUCAAUUUUUGGUCUAUAUGGCAGUAUAUAGGCCUACAAUAGAAAAACCAUGAAGUCUUGGUUAGCAAGUAUAAUAAAACCACCUACUGCAGAUUUUUACAAGAAUUAUAUGUAAGAAAAACGCUGUAUAUUGUUUUGUAACGUAUUAUUGGUAGGUUAAUAAAGUUAGUUAAAUUUUUCGGAGAAUGUAGAAGGUAUGUAUACACCAUGGAGGUCCGUCCGGCGCAAAGCCGUACGUGAACAUGUGAAGAGAGAAAUCUCCAUCCGAAUCUCCAUCACCAAUUAGUUAAGAGGGGGGCUAUUUCAAAUGCAAAUAAGAUGACAAACAACAUUCCAGCUCUGUGGGUUGUAUUGUUUUUUCUUUACGUUUAUUUUAUUCUUUAAUGGCAAUCCAUAGGUUUAUAUUAAAGUGUAGCAACUAAAUACGAAAUGAUUUUUGAAAAGAAACUGGUUCUUUAUCAGGUUUAUAUAUUUUUUUACCGGGCUACGUAAUCAUUCUAACUAUUAUGUACGAUGCAAGUGAAUCUGAAUCUUUACGAUUUGCACGACAUGAUCGAGUUGUUCAAAUGGUUCUUAUUUUAUCAACUAUAUUUAGGUGUGAUGGAAAUAACUUGAAGCAUGUUAAUUGAAAAUCUGAAUUCUGAAACUCAUAGUGAACAUAGUGGUCCAUUUCAAAGCUUUGAACUGGUUCCACACUCUUAAAAAAGAUAAAGUGCUAAAUGAGCAUAAGAUGUUGAUCCAUCAAUUGCAAUGAAUGCUUAGCAACUUUAUAUAGUAGGGAAGUUUUAAAUGGACUGCUCCCCAAGAGAUGGAGAGAGUGUAAUUGUUCAUCAUAGAGUGUAUAGAUCAUCGAUGUAUCACAGACCAACUCCACUCAUUAUUACAUUGAUUUUAAUUAGCGAGCAUAAAAUGAUGCUCUAGUAACAGAGAAAUGAAGUUAAAAAUAAAUCAUCAUAAUGAAAUUGUAAGCAACAAAUAAAAAUAAAUAAACACAA
Lytechinus pictus (painted urchin) is the source of this 1964-nucleotide messenger RNA. Its product is annotated as putative defense protein 3. Bases 3 to 569 code for a protein of 188 amino acids. Gene Ontology annotation, cellular component: membrane. NCBI's taxonomy places the organism in Eukaryota, Metazoa, Echinodermata, Echinoidea, Temnopleuroida, Toxopneustidae. The transcript has 4 exons. The record is from RefSeq and is a predicted model, not a curated record.